This is a messenger RNA of Sus scrofa (pig), 2958 nucleotides long. RefSeq names its product myeloid leukemia factor 1 (gene MLF1). The record is from RefSeq and is a predicted model, not a curated record. Lineage: Eukaryota; Metazoa; Chordata; Mammalia; Artiodactyla; Suidae.
CCUUUCCCGGCGAGUUUGGGCCUUGAGGCCGGGAGAGAAGUGUUGACAGUGCUGGGCUGGCUGGCUCCGGUCGCGGACGCGGCGAGUUACACCGUUUUUCAAUCUGUCCGCGGACGCCGCCGCCCGAGACAAAGCCAGGAUGUUCGGGAUGCUGAGCAGCAGCUUUGAGGAUGACCCCUUCUUCUCUGAUUCUUUUAUCGCACACCGAGAGAGUAUGAGACAGAUGAUGAGAAAUUUUUCUGAACCUUUCGGAAGAGAUAUGUUCAGCAUCUCUGAUGGGAGACGAAGAGCUCGUAAUCAUACAGGACACGAGGAUGAGGAAAAUUCCCUGACUGCAAUGAGUUCUCUUUUGCCUUUCGGCAGUUUUGGUAAUAUGCGUACAGAUGUCAGCCCUUUUCAGGCAAUGGACCGAAUGAUGUUAAAUAUGCGAAACAGUAUGCAGGAAUUACAAAGAAACUUUGGUCACCUUUCAAUGGAUCCCAAUGGCCAUUCGUUCAGUUCUUCCUCAGUUAUGACUUAUUCCAAAGUCGGAGAUGAACCACCAAAGGUUUUCCAGGCCUCAACUCAAACUCGCAGGGCUCCAGGAGGAAUAAAGGAAACUAGAAGAGCAUUGAGAGAUUCUGAGAGUGGACUAGAAAAAAUGGCUGUUGGUCAUCAUCUCCAGGACAGAGCCCAUGUCAUUAAAAAGUCAAAGAACAACAAGACUGGAGAUGAAGAGCUCAAUCAGGAGUUCAUCAAUAUGAAUGAAAGUGAUGCUCAUGCUUUUGAUGAUGAGUGGCAAAAUGAGAUUCUGAAGUACAAACCAGGGCAAUGGCGCAACCUAGAAAACUCCAGGAUGCGAAGUGUUGGUCAUGAGAAUUCAAGAUCCCGAGAACUUAAAAGAAGGGAGAAACUUCUUCAAAGUCCAGCCAUUGAACAUGGAAGAAGAUCCAGUGUUUUUGAGGACAAACUCAACAUCAAAGGAUCACCUGUGAAAAUGAACAAAAAAUAAAUAGCAUCACAUUUGAUUUGUUUAGUUUUUGGUUGUUUUAGCAGAGAAAGUUAUGGUGCUAGGUCAUACACAUAAGACCAAUCUCCUUUUGUUCAAUCAACACUGUUCUUAGCAACUUUCUUCUGAUAAUCUGAAUGUUCUUGGAAGUGCUAACCUUUAUAUUGUCCCCACUUUGGGAAUAAAACUUUGAUUUUCAACAAUGUAAGCUGUUAAACAUUCUGUAACACUCUUAAAAAUGUACUCAUUUUUAAAGCUCACAUGCUGAUUUUGCUUUCACAGCUAUCUUCCUAUUCACUGUGUAUUCUUAUAUAUUCAAGAUUGAAUGAACUGCUAGUGCUCGUAUAAAAUUUGUUAUAGUAAGUAAAGUAUUACAGAAAAGUUUCAGGUCAUGGCUCAGCAGUAACUAACCAGACUAGCAUCCAUGAGGACGCAGAUUCCGUCCCUGGCCCUUCCUUGCUCAGUGGGUUAAGGAUCUGGUAUUCAUUGCCGUGAACUGUGGUGCAGGUCUCAGAUGCAGCUCGGAUCUGGCGUUGCUAUGGCUGUGGUGUAGGUCAGCAGCUAGAGUUCCAAUAUCUGACCCCUAGCCUGGGAACCUCCAUGUGCUGGGGUUGCAGCCCUAAAAAUACAAAUAUAUAUAUAUAGUUUCAAUUUUUGCUAACACUAAUUAUUUAGCUCAAAUUUUAUAAUGUGUUAUGCAGCUAGCUAGCUUAAAGAGUUUUUAAAAAGAGAGCAAACCCCUACUAGUACUCUUUUUGCAAAAAAAAUAAUUAUUUUGAUAAAGAACAUAAAUAAUAAUCAAAUAGUUUGCUUUCAAAGAGAUUUUAAAUGGCUAACAUACAUAAUUUUUCUUCUUAUAAUUUCUUUAUUUGGUGUAAUCUUUUUUGUUCUGUGUUACACUGUUAACAUUCAUCAGACUUUACAUUGACCUUUCUCUCUUUAACAUCUUAAGGUAGCAUAUUUCUGUUCUCUUUUCCCACAGACAGCAUAAUCUAUUUUCACAGUUAACAUUCUAAAGUUGGAGUGUCCUUGGAGAAACUCUGCUCAGCCUUUUUGUGACAUUUAGAAAAAUGCGUUUGGUAUUCUGCAAACCUAAAUGAUUGAUUGUCUCAAAAUUUCUUGGACAGGUGAUGUGUGUGUUUGAGCAAGGUACUUAAUAAUUCAGUUGUUCCCUUUUUAAUUAUACUACUUAAAAAUUCAGCUCUUAGCUUUUUUCAUUCUAGAAUUCAAGCAUUAAUCUGUUCUUGUAAAGUUAGUUUGAAGAUUAUGAGAAUAUGAAAUCUUAACUGUUAAGUUUUUGUUGUCUCAAUGGGAAAAAAAAGAACAAAAUCCACUCUCACUCUGUCGUCCUCGAAUCUUUCUUUUUAAACUUUGGAAGUAGUACUGUGUGAUGUAUUCUUCUAAUUUUCUAUAUCAUAUUCUGUUAAUUUUACUAGUCAGUCUUUCAUACCUUUAAUUAGACACUAAAAUAAGAUGCAUAUGUGUCAGUUCACAUUUAUAAUGGAAAGUAAUUGAGCACGCAUUAGUUGAAGAUGUUAAAAUUUUACCCUUAUGCAUAAUUUAGUAGACCAGUAACAUGCUGUUACAUGUUGUGAAGUUAUCAUAAGGCAUACAUUUUAAAUAACACUUUUGCAUAAAUUCACUGGAUAGAGCAAAGUCCAGUAGACGCUGUAAUUAGUCUUCUGUUGCCCAAAUUAUUACACCAAUGUUGACUUGAAUCAUUAUACUCAAAUAUGAAACAUACUUUAAUAAAUUAGAACUUCAAUGCAUCAUAUAAUAGAUUUUUGUAGAUGCUUUUCUCAUCUCAGUUUGUAUACCAUAGAAAUCAGAUUAAAAUGGAAUUAAAUAUGUAUUUCCUCCUAUACCAUAGUGCUUCCUAAGGAGCCGCUUAUCAAAUAUGUGACAUAUAGAGAUUAAAUGUCAAUUCUUUAUGUUCACAUGAAGAUGAAAUAAACUUUUUUCAGAAUUUA